Molecule: messenger RNA, 3611 nt
Organism: Centropristis striata (black sea bass)
Lineage: Eukaryota; Metazoa; Chordata; Actinopteri; Perciformes; Serranidae
Product: myoneurin-like
Exons: 2
Coding region: 273-1415 (380 amino acids)
Biological process (GO): regulation of transcription by RNA polymerase II
Molecular function (GO): RNA polymerase II cis-regulatory region sequence-specific DNA binding; DNA-binding transcription factor activity
Source: RefSeq, a predicted model, not a curated record
UGCGCUGUUGCCGAUUUUAUUUCUCCCAGAGAAAAAAAAUACAUUUUGGGGGAUCCGAGCUUGUGAUCGAGCCCCUCGGUGCCUCCUGCAGCGAGAAAAGCGUCAAUAUCUCCCGUUUCUCAACAUUUAGAGGCGCCCUUCAACUCCCUGCGAGCCCCCACAAACAGCCAACUGGUGCAGAGUUUACAAAAAGCUUAAAUAUUUUCGGCUGGAACUUGUAGUCCACGUUUGGUUGCUAAGCUAGCUGCAGUUGUGUUUCCAGCUGCUCUGUGAUGGCUGACUUCAGCAGCAGGAUCGUGAUGUCUCCUGAGGUCCCGGCGGCUGGAGGCGGGUCGGCAGGGAAAGCGCCGUCGUCCUCGGCGGCGCCAGGAAACGGAGGCUGGGAGGGCGCCGCGUCGAUGGACCAGAUCACGGUGGUCCGGAUCGACGACACGCACAUCUUAGAGGAGCAGUGUCUCGACCCGGGGAAGGUGAAAGAAACGCCAGAGUUCUACGAGGUGGAGUACUCGCUGCCGGCGGCGGAGGAGGUGGUGGGCGAGGACGAGGACGAUGGCGUCUACGUCAUCGAGUACUCCAACCCCGAGGAGGAGGGCGAGAGCUACCAGUUCACCAUGUCGGUGGACCGGCCGCUGCCCACCAAGAAGCAGAUAUUCAAACAUCCCGUGCAGCGAGGGAGCGCCAAAGCUCCUCUACCGCUGAUCUCCAGACCGCCGCGGCCCACGAGGACGAGGAAGAGGAGGAAGCUCGCACAGGAGGAGGAGGAAGACGAAGAGGAGGACGACGAGGAGGAGAAGGAGGAGGUGGUGAGCAAUAAGUCCAUGCUGGAGCUGGGCGAGGACUACAGUGGCGUCAUGGCGACCAGCUCCGGUAAAGGCCCGCUGGUGUGCACGCUCUGCCCGCCGCCCGGGAAGUUCUUCAAGCGCGGCGCGGGCCUGGCGGUGCACCUGAAGCACAUGCACUUCAUGCAGGGCAAGAAGACGUUCUUCUGCACGUCCUGCCAGCAGUCGGUCCGCACGCAGAUCGAGCUGGACCAGCACACCAGGCGCCACGCCAACCACGACGCCGUGUUCACCUGCAGCGUCUGCCCCGAGGACGCCGGCUACAAGGGCUCCAAGACGGGGCUGAAGAAGCACCUGGAGGCGGAGCACCCGGGCCUCAUCCCCCGCUGCCACGUCUGCCACCGCGCCUUCAAGUCGCUCAUGUCGUACCUGGCCGACCAGUUCAGGCACGUGGGCGUGUCGCCGUACCACUGCGCCAAGUGUCAGAUCUACGAAAUGACUGAGAGAGGUCUGACCAUCCACAUCAAGAACCACGACAAGAAGAAGACGACGCAGCAGCCGGAGGAGCAGCUGCAGGCGCCGGGAUCCCCCGCCGCCGGCGCCGAUAACUCCGCCACGGACGACUCCGACGUCUGACGCUUUUUAUCUCAGUUUUCAGACUCAAGCAGCAGCUCAGCGACCUCCUCUCUGUCAGACGUCUGACCGUUAUGCAUCUUUGACCAGACACGAGCGUUUCAUGUUUUUAUUUCAAGUUGUUUGUGACUUUGGCCUCAUCAGUGUCGUGUGAGUGGAGGAAACACAAUUCAGGUCACGGUGGGAACUGAAAUAACGACUUUAUGAACAACCUGGGUCUCUUUUUUUUUUUUCCUAGAGUUGCCACUUUUAAUCUCAUAAAUCUUUUUUUCCCUCACAGAUUUGCCACUUUUAUUCUCAUAAAUCAACUUUUUUUCUCAUAGAUUUGCUACUUUUAAUCUCUUAAAUCUGCGACUUUUCACCUAAAUUUGCCAAUUUGACCAGACACAAUCGUUUUAUGUUUUUUAUUUCAAGUUGUUUGUAACUUUGACCUCAUCAGUGUCGCGUGUGUGGAGGAUUACAGGUCAGGUCACGGUGGGAAAUGAAAUUACAUUUUUUAACAAACUGGGUGUGUUUUUGAACAUCAAAGCUACAGGUGCAUCUCAAUAAAUCAGAAUAUCAUAGAAAAGUUUAUUCAUGUCGGUAAUGAAAUUCAAAAAGUGGAAAUAACACAUUAUAUAGAUCCAUCACACACAGAAUGAAACAUUUCAUGUCUUCAUUUAUUUAAUUUCUUCUAAUUAUAAUGAUUAUGGCUUACAUUUAAUGAAGACCUAAAAUUCAGUGGCUCAAAAAAAAAAUUUAAUAUUACAAAAGACAAAUUUUGAAAAAUUACUGGAAAUGGACUUUUCCAUCAUAUUCUAAUGUAUUGAGAUGCUAUUGUACAUUUAUUCUCUCCAGCAUGAUUUAAAAUAAAUGUUCAAAUCGUGUAAGUGUGGCAGCGACAUGUUACCGUAGAAUAGAUCAACACUUAUUCUCUUUCCCACUGAAAUCUGCAUCAUAUUCACAAUUAAAAUAAUGUAAAAUAAUUAAAUUUAAAACCAUGUUUUAGCCCAAAAUGUGGAUUUACAAACCCAUCAAUUAAAAAAUGCUGUUUUGUUGAGACUGUUUGACAUAAUGUUAUUAGAACUUUUUUAAAUUUGCAAUCAGUGGGAAUUUAAAGAAAAAUGUCUUUCACUCAAUAGAACUAGUAAAAAAACAUGAGUAUUAUCUACUUUCUACUUUUUAAUGAUGAAACAGGAAUUACAAAGGUGUUAAAAUCAUCAAAAUAUGAGAUCAAUACUUAUUGUCUUUCCCACUGAAAUCUGCAUUAUAUUCACAAUUAAAAUCAUGUAAAAGAUUAAAUUAAAACCAUGUUUUAACCCAAAAUGUGGAUUUACAAUGGUGAGAUGGUUUGACAUAAUGUCCACUGAAUUAAAACGUAUUAAAUUUUGCAAUUAGUGGAAAUUUAAGCCUCUGGUAUCACACGGGACAUUUUCAGCCAUAUUUGUCAUUUUUCACUUUUGUUUUGGCAAUCAUUUUGGUCGUGAUACUGCAAAUGGCAUGAUAUUUGGAAGAUGUUUUUUUUUUCUUGAUACAUUUUGAAAUUCAAAUUUCAAUUUUUGUAAUGGGUCAAUAAUACACUGUGUAAAACUGUACUACCCUUUCAGGCCCUUAAGGCUGAAAAUGUCCACUUCCAUAAAAUUGCUAUAAAAACUUUACAGAUUAAUAUUUUUUUUCUACUUUUUUCUGCAUAAACCUCUUAAACAACUUCCGCCCUGCUCAAAACUACCAAAUGUUUAAACAUUUUUAGCAUUUUAACCCUUUAAAUGCCAGUUUGAUUAUAGGAUGUCACUGUUUUUCAAAGAAAAAAACACAGAAAUUUAGUUAUUUUCAUAAACAUCAGUGACAUCAUGCAAUCAAACUAGCAUUUAAAGGGUUAAAAUGCCAAAAAUGUUUAAACAUUUGGUAGUUUUGAGCAGAAUUGGAGUUCUUUAAGAGGUUUAUGCAGAAAAAAGUAGGAAAAAAUAGUAAUCUGUUAAGUUUUAUCACAUUUUUUUUUGGAGGUGGACAUUUUUGGCUUUAAUGACUUUCAAAGGGUAGUAAAUUAAAGUGGGACGGGUUAAAAAAAACCUGUCUUUUUCACUUUAUAGAACUAGUAAAAUGAAAAUCAUGAGUAUUGUACUUUUUAAGGAUGAAACAAGUAUUACAAAGGUGCUAAAAAUCAUCAAAAUAUGCACUAAGUUUGGUUCAGAAACACUGGAAUGAACUUAUAUUAAAGUA